This is a messenger RNA of Lates calcarifer (barramundi perch), 2025 nucleotides long. It is a transcript of the gene tex261, whose product is annotated as testis expressed 261. The record is from RefSeq and is a predicted model, not a curated record. Bases 125 to 715 code for a protein of 196 amino acids. Gene Ontology annotation, cellular component: endoplasmic reticulum membrane; COPII-coated ER to Golgi transport vesicle; Golgi membrane. NCBI's taxonomy places the organism in Eukaryota, Metazoa, Chordata, Actinopteri, Centropomidae. Gene Ontology annotation, molecular function: COPII receptor activity. Gene Ontology annotation, biological process: endoplasmic reticulum to Golgi vesicle-mediated transport. The transcript has 6 exons.
CUAGUUUCUUCAGCCUGUACUGAAAACACAGAGGGAGGAACUCUGACCAGUGCUAGUUAGCAGUUAGCUAGCUGGUUUUCUGUAUUAUUUUCUUAUUUUUGUGUGUUGUUUCAUAUGCAGAGAGAUGUGGUUUAUUUAUUUACUCAGCUGGCUGUCGUUGGUGGUCCAAAUAUCCUUCGUCACUCUUGCAAUAGCUGCUGGCCUGUACUACUUGGCAGAACUAAUAGAAGAAUACACAGUAGCCACCAGUCGAAUAAUAAAAUACAUGAUACUGUUCUCGACAGGUGUGCUGGCAGGGCUCUAUGUAUUUGAAGGCUUCCCAGUGUUGAUGGUGGGAGUCGGCCUCUUCACCAACCUGGUGUACUUCGGCCUCUUGCAGACUUUCCCCUACAUACUGCUGAGCUCCCCCAACUUCAUCCUCUCCUGUGUGUUGGUGGUGGUGAACCAUUACAUGGCCUUUCAGUACUUUGCACAAGAGUAUUACCCGUUCUCAGAGGUGCUGGCCUACUUCACCAUCUGCCUGUGGGUGAUCCCCUUCGCUUUCUUUGUGUCUUUGUCAGCGGGGGAAAAUGUGCUUCCGUCCACCAUACAACAAGGAGAUGACGUGGUGUCUAAUUACUUCACCAAGGGCAAGAGGGGGAAGAGGUCAGGCAUCCUUCUUGUGUUCUCUUUCCUCAAGGAGGCAGUGCUGCCCAGCCGACAGAAAAUGUACUGAGGAGCUCGGACUCGGGGUUCAGGUUUGGGGCUCGGGGGUGCAUGAGUGUGUGUGUGUGUGUGUGUGUGUGUUGGAGAUUAAGGAGAAGCAGGAAGGACUGUGCAGAUUUGUUUCUGGAUGGGACUAAAAAGAAGCAGUGGCCAAAAGAGGAAGGAGAGCACACAAAGAGGACGGACCAAUGAACAGAACAGAGCUUCCUGCUGGAUGAGCCGACUAGUUUACACAGGCCACGUUUGUCCGCCGUUGUCUUUCUGUCUGUUUGUACUGACUGCCAACAACAUCUACUAGAGACCUCAUUGAGGGGAUUCUGUCUGUAGCGCAAUGCUUUCUUAUUGUCACGUUGGACAUUUUUUAAGCUUUGGCAUUAAAAUAUGUAUGUGCAGGGUUUGAAAGUAACAACCAAAUACCUGUAACAUUUGACUUUUCUUCAGUUUUCCUCUUGACACGACUAUCCGCUGUGAUUUGUGUGUUGUAGGUCUCACACUUCAUUGGAUUCAAUACACAGAGUAGCAUGGGAGACAGUUUAGGAGACAAAAUACGACUGUUAAAAAGUUGUCUCCUCGGAUGAAGAAGGUGGGUUGGAGAUGAAUGAGACAGCUUACAGGUACUUUCUGGUUUAAUCCUGAAGUCCAAGCUUAGGGUUUUUUUUUUUUGUGAAAUGAUCAUAGAAAAGAGAAAAGUGGCAAGAAAAAUUCCACAGGUCGCCACAGAAGCUGUUAUUAAGAUUACUGACAAUGAGAAAAGGGCAGUCUGUCGUUAGGAAGGAAUAAGGAAUCUGCUUUUGAUCUAUGGAAACAUUUUUUUCUGAUUACGAAGUGUGAUAUGAUAUAAAUGCUCUGCCCUGUAGCAUCACAUUGAUGAAAAGGGGUUAAAAUAAUGGCGCUUAGAAAGGAUUAUGUUUCACCCUUAAAUUGGUGAGCUACAAGAGAUCUCUCUCACUCUGGAUGAUUGACAGUUGUCCAUGACAACAACACCAGAUUUUUUUAUUUUGUUGCAUCUUACACAUUGAUUAAUCACCAGUGCUUGUAUUCUGCAACCUGGCCAUCUUUUUAGGACUCUUUUUAAAAAUUCACAGUAAUAACAAACUGCUUUUUGUACAUUGAUCAUCGAAGACAAAUGAAAGCACUUCUGAAGAUCGAACCUGUGCAGUGACUCUUGCAAGCUUACAGGUGUUGGGGACAAAAGCUGCUCAUAAUGGUCUGAUGAAAAUACUGUUGAAGAGGCAGAAAUUCUUCCUACCAAUUACUGAGUGCGAUUCAUUGUAGGCUGGUAUGCACACAACUGAAUAAUAAAAGAUUUUGUUGACAUAA